Messenger RNA from Ochotona princeps (American pika), 2702 nucleotides. It is a transcript of the gene ZW10, whose product is annotated as zw10 kinetochore protein. Gene Ontology annotation, cellular component: chromosome, centromeric region; RZZ complex; nucleus. Gene Ontology annotation, biological process: mitotic cell cycle; mitotic spindle assembly checkpoint signaling; endoplasmic reticulum to Golgi vesicle-mediated transport. The transcript has 16 exons. NCBI's taxonomy places the organism in Eukaryota, Metazoa, Chordata, Mammalia, Lagomorpha, Ochotonidae. The coding region runs from base 86 to 2425 and encodes 779 amino acids. The record is from RefSeq and is a predicted model, not a curated record.
GCCGCGCGCCGAGGCCGCCGGCGGGACGGGAGCUCCCGCGCUGGCUUCGAGAGUGUCUUGGUGUGUGUGGGCUCUGGUUGUGGCGAUGGCCUCGUUCGUGACCGAAGUUUUGGCACACUCGGGGAGCCUGGAGAAGGAGGAUCUGGGCACCCGGAUCAGCCGUCUGACCCGGCGGGUUGAGGAGAUCAAGGGUGAAGUAUGCAGUAUGAUCAGCAAGAAGUACAGUGAAUUUCUGCCUAGCAUGCAGAGUGCCCAGGACCUGGUUACCCAAGUGGAUAAGUUAUCUGAUGACAUUGACCAGCUAACAUCCAGGAUAGAGAGUGAGGUCCGUCGGGAUCUUCAUGUGUCAACUGCUGAAUUUACAGACUUGAAACAACAAUUGGAAAGAGACUCAGUAGUGCUAGGUUUGCUGAAACAGCUACAAGAGUUUUCUACUGCUAUUGAAGAAUAUAACUGUUCACUCACAGAGAAGAAGUAUGUCCCUGCAGCUCGGCGUCUGGAAGAGGCACAGAAAUGCUUGAAGUCUUUAAAAUCCAGAAAAUGCUUUGAUUUAAAAAUCUUGAAGUCUCUCAGCAUGGAGCUCACCAUACAGAAACAGAACAUACUUUAUCACCUUGGGGAAGAGUGGCAGAAGCUGAUUGUGUGGAAGUUCCCACCAUCAAAAGAUACCAGCAGCUUGGAAUCUUGCUUGCAAACGGAACUUCAUUUAUGUACUGAACAAUCCCAGAAAGAGGACAAGACCUCAGUGUCGCCAAUCAGUUCUAUACUUUUGGCGUUUUUUAUUCUUGGAGAGCUGCAUAUGAAGCUUAAAUCAUUCGGUCAGAUGCUGCUGAAGUACAUCCUCAGGCCUCUGACGUCCUGCCCAGCCCUUUCUGCUGUGGUGGAAAGCCAGCCCAACAUGACUGUUCUUCGUUUUGACUCUACGACGACUGAUUUGGAGCAUCCGUCGCCGCCUGAGGUUUUUGGGAGGAUCAGGCUCGUACUGGAAGUGCUUCAGAAACAACUCUUGGAUUUGCCUCUUGACACUGACUUGGAAAAUGAAAAAUCUUCUGCAGUUGUAUUGGCUGAGAUACUUGGUGAUAUAAUCUGGGAAGACUUGUCUGAGUGCCUCAUCAAAAACUGUUUGGUUUAUUCCAUUCCAACAAAUAGCAGCAAGUUACAGCAAUAUGAAGAGAUCAUUCAGUCUACUGAAGAAUUUGAAAAAGCCCUAAAGGAGAUGAGGUUUUUAAAAGGUGAUACCACUGACUUGCUGAAAUAUGCACGUAACAUCAAUUCUCAUUUUGCCAACAAGAAGUGCCAGGACGUGAUUGUGGCGGCCAGAAACCUAAUGACAUCUGAAAUUCACAAUACUGUGAAGAUUACUCCCAGUUGUCAACCAAGUGUGGUCAACUUACCCAGUCCUCCUGAAGAUGGCAAGCUAGAAGUGCAGAGAGUGUCCAAAACUCAGGUCAAUGAACUGGUGAAUUUAGAGCCUGAAAAUAGCUUGGACCAACAUUCUUUCUCUUUGCCCACAUGUCGCAUCAGUGAAUCUGUGAAGAAAUUAAUGGAACUUGCCUAUCAGACUUUGCUAGAGGCAACAACCAGUAGUGAUCAAUGUGCUGUUCAACUUUUCUACUCAGUGAGAAAUAUCUUCCAUUUAUUCCAUGAUGUUGUACCAACAUAUCACAAGGAGAACCUGCAGAAACUGCCCCAGUUGGCUGCCAUUCACCACAACAACUGUAUGUAUAUUGCUCACCACUUGCUGACCCUCGGGCAUCAGUUCAGAUUACGUCUUGCUCCCAUUCUUUGUGAUGGCACCACUACCUUUGUGGAUCUGGUACCCGGCUUUAGGAGACUUGGGACAGAGUGUUUCUUAGCCCAGAUGCGGGCACAGAAAGGUGAACUUUUGGAAAGAUUAUCGAGUGCCAGGAAUUUUUCAAACAUGGAUGAUGAAGAGAAUUAUUCUUCAGCAAGUAAAGCAGUCCGGCAGGUGCUGCACCAGCUAAAGAGACUUGGAGUUGUAUGGCAGGAUGUCUUGCCAGUGAAUAUAUAUUGCAAGGCUAUGGGGACUUUACUCAAUACAGCGAUUUCUGAGAUCAUUGGCAAAAUCACUACACUGGAGGACAUCUCUACUGAAGAUGGUGAUAGAUUAUAUUCCUUAUGCAAAACAGUGAUGGAUGAAGGACCUCAAGUCUUUGCGCCUCUGUCAGAAGAAAGCAAGAACAAGAAAUACCAAGAAGAAGUUCCAAUCUAUGUGCCAAAAUGGAUGACAUUCAAAGAAUUGAUGCUGAUGCUACAAGCUAGCUUGCAGGAAAUUGGGGAUCGGUGGGCAGAUGGAAAAGGGCCCCUGGCAGCUGCAUUCUCUUCAAGUGAAGUAAAAGCUUUAAUUCGUGCCUUGUUCCAGAACACGGAAAGAAGAGCGGCUGCCCUUGCUAAGAUUAAAUAGCUGUGUCCUGAGAAAGCCAUGCUUCGUCUGUGCCGAUUCCUUUCCUGGUAUAGUUACUCCUUUCAAGACUUCUUGGAAUCCUACGUUGGUUUUGGAGAGCCAGUCUGUCAUGCAAGUUUGAUUUUGUGCAAGAACAUCUUACCUUCUGGCCAACAUGAGGCUUUGUUGAAGAACUGGCUGCUAAAUGGCAAGUGAAGCACCUCAUUUCAGUGACUUUCUGGCCAAUUUCCUUGGCAGGCAACAAACUCUCUGUAGGGCAGUGUUACCUUAAUGCUGU